Molecule: messenger RNA, 1743 nt
Organism: Phlebotomus argentipes
Lineage: Eukaryota; Metazoa; Arthropoda; Insecta; Diptera; Psychodidae
Product: cilia- and flagella-associated protein 157
Exons: 1
Coding region: 199-1743 (514 amino acids)
Cellular component (GO): cilium; ciliary basal body
Molecular function (GO): microtubule binding
Source: RefSeq, a predicted model, not a curated record
AGGGUGGGAUUGAGUAAAAAACCACACUUGUGUGCUGUGUAGGUGGGUUCUUGAGCUUCGAAUAACAGGCAGUGGUUUUUCCACCGGAGAAUUGUGUACAAGCUUUUUCCUGAGAAACCCCCGUGGGUGAGGGAUUGUUUAGUUGCAAAAACGACGUGGCUGAAACAACACUUUCUUCCUGGGAGUUAAUUGUGCGAUAUGGCUGGCAAGAAGAAGAAGGAGAAAAAAAAGAAGCCGCCCAAGGAGAAGAAGGAGGGCGACACCCUGCCCAGCCUAGAUAAGCAAUUCUACGAGCUCACCAUUCAGGAUCUCAACAACAAAUUGGCUCGGUUGAGAACGCACAACGCCAAGGUAGAGGAGCAGAUUGAAGACCUUGAGGCAAAAAUGAAGCAGUUGCAGGAGGACAAGUCCGACAUCACAGCAUACCUCAACAGGACAUUGCUUGAGAAGGUGGAUGUUAUCCGGGAGCUGGAAGAGAAGCUGAUAGAGUUGAAUAAUGUGAGAGAAGAGGAGGGCAGAGAGGCUCAGAAUAGACUGAAAGAGUGGGAUUCGAAGUAUAAGGCAAUGUAUGAUCAGCUCACCUCGGAGAUUAAGCUGCUGACGGGGAAACUGAACUCACUGGAAGAAUUCAGGAUACAGAGAGAUGAAAUUCUGGCAAAGUUUGAUGCCCAGGAGGCGCAGCUGCGGGAUCAGCAGAGGAGACAUGAGGACAAGUUGUACGAAAUGGAGAGGAACAACGUGAUUGGGAAGGACAGACUGAAGAAGGAGGUGGAAAGUCGACUCCUACAGCUUUCUAAUGAGUUCACUAAAAGCACCCAUUUAAGAGUGGCCGCUCACACUCAGCGACUUGUCCGGGAGAAUAUAGCACUGACAAAUGAACUGGACAAAAUCCUGGUCACACAUGAGCGUCUUCAGGAGGAAAAGCGGAAGAUGCUGGCCACGCUGACGGAGCUGAAGAGCCAGGCGCGGGUGAAUGCCGUGGAGAAGGCGAGACUGGUGAGGAGCACCCAGGAGCAGAUUGAGGUCAUCGAUCGGAUGGCGGGACAGUACGAGAAUCUGCAGCGGAGCCAUGAGGUGUUGAUGGGAAAGGCGAGGACACAUGACAAAGCAGUUGGACGGGAGAAGGCAAUUGAGCGUGAGCUGUCGGAAGCACACAGGAGAAUCGAACACCUGGAGCACACUCUGCAGAUCAUCAAUAGCAAUCGAGAGGACUUAAGAGCUGCCUCGGUGCGCUUUAAAACUGAGUCCCAACACGUCAUGUCCGUGCUGAAAGCCUUGCAAUCCAGCGUGAGAAAGGCGUUGCUGGAUGGACAGCAGCGGAAUAUCUUGCAUGAGAUAAUGAACAUUCUCACGGGACUCAAUGCAAUUUCAAUCACUGAUUCGGCCGAGGCAGUAUCUAUGGUCAAUUCUAUUUACAAUCACGGAGAUUUGGGCUUUCUCUUCAGCACUGAUGACACUCCGUGCCGUCAAAUAGAGCAAACACGAGUUGACGUGGCGGAGGAAGAACCACAACCCCCAGAACCUGUUCCCACCACAGGUGCUUUUGAUGUGAACGUUGACAAAGGUGUAUCGAAGCGCUACUCGAGCGGCGCAAUUAUUGAUGUUGGCUCCGCGGCAUUUUCAGAGCAAUUCUCACGAGACGAUGCGGAUGACAGUGGCGAGACCAAGGAUAGUGAGGAUGACACGCCUGCGGAUAGACCAUCUGACGCUCUGUCGAAAUUGUCAGUUGAGCAGGGGGAGUAG